This is a messenger RNA of Salvia splendens (bonfire salvia), 1553 nucleotides long. RefSeq lists its product as uncharacterized. Lineage: Eukaryota; Viridiplantae; Streptophyta; Magnoliopsida; Lamiales; Lamiaceae. The record is from RefSeq and is a predicted model, not a curated record. The transcript is spliced from 3 exons. Gene Ontology annotation, biological process: meristem maintenance; meristem development. Bases 316 to 1281 code for a protein of 321 amino acids.
UGCCUGCUUAUACCACAAUCUAUGUGAAGCUGCACUUGGUAAGAGGACCGAUGUCGGGGGAGCUCUUACAUUGUUACAGCUGUGGGCUUUGGAGAGAAUCCCAAUUAUUAGACCGCAGAUGCUGAACCCCACGCCCGUAGACUACUUACCAUGUGCAGUCGCGUAAGUUGUCCACUAAUUACUUUUUUAAGCAUAAUUGUUAUUGAUUUUUGUGUUGUUCGCUCAUAAUUUAAUUUUUGUAGGUGGACUGGUCGGGCCUCUUAUGUAAAAGCACCCGGACAUUGCAUUGAAACUUUCAGAGAUCAGUUCUCAACAAUGCAUGCCAAUCAGUUUAUUUGGAGGCCGUACGUCAAUCGAAAUCUGGCGGAUAUUUGUGUUGCCGGUCGUCCUAUAUGGACGUCGAUGACAACACUAAUCUGCUGGAAUAUGGUUGAGCCACACAUGCCACAGCGAGUGCUGCGACAGUUUGGGAUUGUCCAACCGUAUAUCCCGCUUGUCGACCGGUUCCACGGAACUGAUUUUACGAAACAGGAUCGCCGUGGCAAAGCAGGUCGGAACUGGGUUGAGUGGCACGCCAAGCAUAUACAAGAUUGGCAUAAUAGGCACGACACGGUGUAUGUUGAUUUGGAGUACUCAUUCGAGCCUGUUGCUACUGAUGAGUACAUGGAUUGGUUUCGCCGGAUAACCGUGGUGUACCUAACAAAACCCGGCGUGCAUGCUCCUGAGGGCUUCCAUGAAACGGCGGCCUCUCAUCACUACGCGGUGGAUACCCUUCACAAAAUACGCCACUUUCUUAGGGAGCAAGACAUGUCAGGACGGCCGGAUUUAUUCACCAUUUCGAGGAUGGUUGAACAUGGCCUCCAGAUAUGUGGGGAAGCUGAGACGAUGGACUACCGUCCUUCCCAGCGCUCUGAGAUGGACAUCGAGGUGCCCGUGCGGCAAAAAGCGAAGCGGCGUGGAAAGAAGAAAGUUGGUGGACAGUCGUCAUCAUCAAGGAUGGAUACUCAAUUGGUUGAUGAUUCUGAUGACGAUUUUGAGGCUCCUCCUCCACCAAGAUCUGCCGUGCGGGGUCGUCACUCUGUCAGCCACACGGGUGGUACAGGAGAAGAUAUCGGUCUCAGCGAUCAACAAUCUCCACCUCGGUCUUCUGUGAGAGACGACUUUUUUGAUGUUGAUUUAGAGAAUGCUGUCGUUGAAGAUACUCCUCCGUCCAGAAUCCCUAAGACCAGUAUCGGGAAGGGAAUCCGUAGUUUGUUUAUGCGGAAAAGGCGAGACGAGUGAUUUUUAUUGGUGUUGGUUGUAAUUUGAUACAUUCUAUAUAAAUUGGUGUUUUUUUAUUGAUUUGACCGCUUCAUAUUAGUAAUUUGAUAUAUUCUAUUGAUAUUGGUGGUUUUCAUUGAUUUCCCGUAUUUAUAUUGUAAGUUGAUAAAUGCGCGGUUUUUAUAUUAGAUAAUUGGGCUAUUUGCAAACACGCCAUUCAAGAUGGCGUUUUUAAGUUGGUAAAUAAAUUGUGCAAAUUUUGCACACGCCGUGGCUGAGCUACUGAACAAACA